This is a messenger RNA of Somion occarium, 1200 nucleotides long. Lineage: Eukaryota; Fungi; Basidiomycota; Agaricomycetes; Polyporales; Cerrenaceae. The record is from the annotation of a GenBank genome assembly.
CACCUUUACAGCUGCUUCGAUAUGUGGCAAUGGAGAGCAAAAACAGUCUGGUCUUGUGCACAAGUUGAUAUCCCCGAAGUCCCCAUUCCGUAGAUGCCCCCCUUUCCCCCAACUCCCCUCCGAAGAUACCAGCGUCCAAAUCACAAAGUACCGAACUUAGCUCGAUACAUUGGUCACCAUCCAGGUCGAUCUUCGGUCAGGACACUCCGCUUUCAUUAAACUUGUGCCUAUCACAAAAUUCGUACUCUUGGUAGUUCAGCAUCUGUGAUGUCUAGAGAGGCCCGGUCGGCUGUACCUGCCUAUGUCUUCUGCAACAGUGAUGCUGCUGCGAGCCUUCCCAACGUCUCUCGUAUACCUGGACAUUUUUACCCUAUCAUCAGUCCUAAUGCCAGUACGGCGUGGAAUGUUGGUGAAACCGCUACAUUCGUCUGGAACGCCUCGACCAUCUCCCAGGACACCUUUGAUCCUAGCUGGGUUGAUCUAUAUCAUAGCCCUGAAGGAUUCGCUGUAUCCGUUGCACGGCUAGCAGACGAUUUUGAUCUACGCACGGGAAGCGUUCAGUUUGUGGUACCCAAUGCGGAGCCAGGUGACUACUUCGUCAUGUUCAAUGCCUGGGCUAACAGCAGCCCUCAUUUCCGGAUUGCAGCUGCCAACUGAGAAUUUUAUACGGUUUUUCAUGCACCUUCUUCUGGCUACGUCAGUCGGUCUGACAAGCUUUGCCUCAAAUGGACCGCAUGUGUAUGAAUGAAAGUUUAUCCAAUGUCAUCACAAUCAAGAUAGAACAUUGCCUUGGCAAGAACAGCUGGAUGGGAACAUAACGUCUACCACCAAAAGCCUGUUGUGUCAAAGAAGGUGGGUGAAGAUAUUUACAUUUCACUUCAAUGUGCGUUACAAAUCUACCACUCAAACGUUUCAUCUUCCAAAUCGUCCUCCCUCAGGAGGUCGAACUGCGUGACGUCAGCCUUCAAUAAUAUCUCCUUCAAGGUCAUACUAUUACCCUCAUACACCUCUUCCUCGUCCUCGGCUACCAACGCCUCAUCAUGACUAUCCAGGCUAAGGCGAGGCAAUGGCACGGUCAUCGCUCGCUCAUGGCUUUCCAUGUCAAAUGAGGGCCUUGGAACGGACAUCUUCGUAUUAGAUAGAGGCGUUAGAGGCGUCCCCUUGGUAAUCUUUGGUCGAGGGGUCCCACAAAGAUCUGUC